UAUAAUAUGCUGCAGCUAUAAAGAUAAUGAUGAGUUUGUAUCCAAAAUAUUGUCACUGUUAUCAGUCAUCUGCACCGGCGUUAGAUGAGAAAUCCAUGUUGGUGUUACAGAAACUGUUCGUCAUUACAAUCAUCACCUGCACUGCUGGUGUACAGAGACCACUGUUUACAGUAACUACAGCUCUCCAUAAAUAACGACCAGACCCUCUCUCUCUCUCUCUGUACACGCACAUUUCCAACCCAAAGGCCGAUGUCACCGCCUCCGGAGCAUGACUACACGGGCGGCGCCGUCGAGGAUGGGGCCCUCAACCUCAAAGAGACGGAGCUUAGGCUGGGACUUCCCGGGUCGGAGUCCCCCGACCGGGACGACAAGGUAGGCAUCACUCUCGAGCUGCUCUCCCCCAAGAGCUUCGUCUCCGGCGCGAAGAGGGUUUUCUGCGACGCCAUAGAUGCGGGAGGCGGGAAGUGGGGAUUCUCCGCUGGAGAAGCCGGAUCCGAGGUAGAUAAGGGAAAAGGCAGCGUCUUGUUCACGCCCAAGGGUGAGGGUUCCGCCGGCGGGAAGCCUCCUGGGCUGGGGAGAGUGGGGAACGAUGCAGCGGCCUCCGGGCAGGUAGGGAACUCGGGGAAGAGUCAUCGUGAAGUGGCUCCUGCAGCAAAGGCACAGGUUGUAGGUUGGCCACCGAUCCGAAGUUAUCGGAAGAACACGAUGGCUACGAACCCUCCAAAGUACAAAGAAGAUGUAGAUGGGAAGCUUGGGUUGGGGUGCUUGUAUGUGAAGGUUAGCAUGGAAGGUGCUCCUUAUCUUAGGAAAGUUGACCUUAAAACAUACAAAGACUACAGAGAGCUUUCUUCGGCGCUGGAGAAGAUGUUCAGUUGCUUCACAAUUGGACAAUGUAAUUCUCAAGGAAUACCAAGCAGAGAUGGAUUAUCCGAGAGUCGGUUGAUGGAUCUUUUAAAUGGGUCUGAAUAUGUUCUUACUUACGAAGACAAGGAUGGAGACUGGAUGCUUGUUGGUGAUGUGCCGUGGGAGAUGUUCACAGAUUCCUGCAAAAGGUUGAGGAUCAUGAAGGGUUCUGAUGCAAUUGGACUCGGUAAGUUCAGGCAAACCGAAAUCCUGAAUAACCUACAGUCCGAACUACUGAAGGGUUCUGAUGCAAUUGGACUCGCUCCAAGGGCUAUGGAGAAGUGCAAGAGCCGGAACUAGGGACCUUUGUUGUCCUACAUAUGGCUGUAAGGGCCCCUCCUUGAGACCAAGAGCUUUAGGGGUUUUAGUUGGCAACUGUUCUCUGUCUAUUAUAUUAUUUGAAUUGCUAUUUCCGAUGGACCAAAGACUCUUGUUAAUUAAGUUUCUCUAGGGACAUAACUUUGUCGGAUCGUGCUUUCAGUUUGUAUGUCUACCUUUCAUGUAAAUAUUUGGCUUGCUCUUUGUGCUCCUA
Musa acuminata subsp. malaccensis (wild Malaysian banana) is the source of this 1435-nucleotide messenger RNA. Its product is annotated as auxin-responsive protein IAA21. NCBI's taxonomy places the organism in Eukaryota, Viridiplantae, Streptophyta, Magnoliopsida, Zingiberales, Musaceae. Gene Ontology annotation, molecular function: protein binding. Gene Ontology annotation, cellular component: nucleus. The record is from RefSeq and is a predicted model, not a curated record. Gene Ontology annotation, biological process: regulation of DNA-templated transcription.